Molecule: messenger RNA, 3092 nt
Organism: Anopheles stephensi (Asian malaria mosquito)
Lineage: Eukaryota; Metazoa; Arthropoda; Insecta; Diptera; Culicidae
Product: nuclear speckle splicing regulatory protein 1-like
Exons: 3
Coding region: 549-2846 (765 amino acids)
Source: RefSeq, a predicted model, not a curated record
GAUUUCACUGCAAACGUCUCAUGUUACAAAAGUUGAUACAUUUUUAACAUUUUUGAAUCUUUCUUAUUUUAAAAAGAUAAAUCAGCAUCGAUGUACAACCUCUUCAAUGUCCCUACGCAAAGCUGUCAGAUUACCCCGAAGGGCCUGGGUGAACAAUAACAAACAACAAUAACAAUCCGACACGUAAAUGCUUCGAGAGCCAACGCGAGAUUUAACAGCGCAAUUACUAUCUAUUCAACAUGCGCUAGUACGAAAGGUUUUCUAGUCAGCAGACUGCACAGUUCUAGUUGUGGCUCUCAGUUUUGCUCUAGUGAAAUCAAACGGUCAAGUAUUUCUGUGUAAACUGUUACCGCCUACACCUUUUCUUAACCCAAAAUUUGCGCUUGUUGUUUGCAACCUGGUGAUCAGGCGCAGGUAUUUAAAAAUUGGUAGGUAAAUAUUUGCAUUUAAUCAGCAGAGCCAUACGGGAAGAGGCACUCUCGUCUAGCGUCUAGCGAAAAGAAAACGUUGUUACACUUCGAUUUUCAGUGUUGUGAAGGACGGCAAACAUGGAAGAACCAGAUCGUGCUCCUGCAAAUAUCGAUGGUGCCUCACGGGGCCCAGACACAAUGACUGCCUCUCUCAGCUCGGAAGACAGCUGGACUCUGCUUGGAAAAGACAACGAUCAGCUGCACAAAGUCUCGAGCGGAGUGCAGGAGAUCGAGAAAGAAGAUGUUGCAGCGGAGAAGGAAGAAGCCAGCGCCCAGUUCAGCGAGAAACAGCGUCAUGAUAGUCACCGAAGCACUGACUCCCAGCUAGACGAAUCGUCCGAUGGCAUCAGCAUUAUCAGUGAGAGUGACGCGACUAGCUCCGACAAAAUGCUGGUAGAGGAUGAAUCGAAUUACAACCAGUCCACGGUUUAUUUCACACGAAAUAUUAACCUAAAGUUACCCGUUUAUGAACCGAUUACGCCACCAUACACUCCAGAUGAGGUGAAAACAACAAAUGCACAGGCACAAAUUGAAAUCAAAGCAGAUCCACAGCUAAAACAAACGGAUGAGCAAUCGAUAGAAACAAUAAGCUCGGUGGUGGAACAAAGUCAUCCUACACCUGUGAUCUGGACCAAGUGGAUCAUAUUUAAUCUGCUGGCCGUAGGCAUGGUGGCCGUCAUAUUCGGGAACUCAAUGCGACUCCAGAAUCGGGUAGACGAAAUUAACUUCGAGCACGAGAAGCGCAUCUCAGAGCUGGAGUUGGAAAAUAACAUUUUGAAGAACGAAAUGAACAAGCUGCGACAUCUUUACACGCGCUCCGAGCUAGAGGAACAAGUUCAGCGGGCUGAAUUUGAGUGGAUGGAUAUCUUGCGACAGGAGGCAAUGGCAAAUGCAUUUGAAGGAACUGCGGAAAAGAUUCCGGAAGAAGUAGAAGCAGCAACGGAAAGUACGGUCGCUCCACCACCGAUAAGAAUAGUGCCACCCCAAGAUGGCGGUGUGAAAAGAAAGGUCGUUUGGUCGGGGGAUGAAGAGGAACCGAUGCUGAUCGUGGACAAGGAUUACGUACUGCCUGCUUUCUGCUACAGCCGAGAUCAGGCGGUGCAGGAUGAUCUGUUUUCCGAGUAUAGUGCAAAGUAUUGUGACAUCAAGCAGCGAAAGAUCGAAGCAAAACAGAAAAAGGCGGAAUUUAUGCAGCGGAAAAAACACGCGAAGCCGGAAAAUUAUAACAAAUUCAUCCAUCCGAAAGCGUCCGAGCAAGCCGAGCGAGAGAAGCGCAUCGAUCCUGGUAAGCCAGCAUCGCCUUUUAACAUUGACUACCAGAAAGCGUUCGAUGCCAUUAAAGCGGAGGGCAGUGUUAUCGUAGAAGCGUUGGGUAGCAUUCUGGAUCUCUCUCCCGAACCAGAGGAAGCAAUGAAAGUGUACGCGAAGCCAGAAGAUAGCGAAAGUGUGUCCCCAGACAUUAAAAUUUCCGCACCAAUAGUUGCCCCUCUUUCAACGGACACCGAAGAGAUUAAAUCACAAUGUUACGAAAGUGAUUGCAAACAAGAAGCUAAAACAAAGAUGAACGAUGAUCCAAAACAGAGAAAGCAACGACCGAAUGAAAAUGAGCAUCACCGCAAAGAGGACAAACCAAAGAAAAGAGAAGAAAAAGAGUAUAGCAAACACAAAGCCGGUAAACCUAAAAGAAGUCGUGACGACAAUAGUCACUAUGACAGUAAAGAAAGCAAUAUUGGAUACCAAGAAAAGGACAAUCGCCAACAGAAAAGGUUUGAGGACAACUAUAAACAUGAAUUCAGUGUUAAAAGUAAGGGAGAGCAUCAUCAUCAUGACAAAAGCAAGCAUUAUCAGAAACGAAAAGAUGAUCGCCACUCGGACGAACAUUAUCGCAAACGUGACAGUGAUGAGGAUGACCAUUACCACCAAAAGUAUAAGCAGCGCGAGGAGUACAAAGCGCGUGACUACAAGCCCCAGCAGCAUCAUGCCAAUCUUGGCGAGCAGAAUCGGGGAAGUGGCGAGCGGCCUAAGCAUGUUGACGGUACUGGCGAAGGAUCUUACUUGGACGAGUAUAAAAAAACGGAAUGGAAACAGAGUCAUGAGCAUCAUCGCAACAACAAACAUGACCACAACAAUGACCAGCAGCGGGAACAAUCCAGUGGAGAUUGGAGCGAAAAGAGGUACAAGGGUCGAGAUGAAUACCGCCAGAAUGGUGGUAAACAUGGAGAGAAACAUUGGCACGAUCGUAUGAAGCAUGGUCGACAGGAGGCUAGGGAUGAGCAUAGAAAGCAGAUGGAAGUUGAAAACAACUGGUACCUAGAGAGAGGAAAUCGACGCGAGGAGGAGCGAAUUUUCCAGCAACCGAACGGUCCGACCCGGUGAAUUGAACUUUCCUACCUAAUAGUAACAACUGCUUUCGAUGCUCAACUUUAUGUUUUGUUGAAUCAAAUUUCGCAUUUCUUCUUUUAAUACAGUAUCCACCUAAAAGCGUUAUUUUUGUUUAGUUCGCGAAACCCUUAACAGCACGGUAGAUACUACAGGUUUGAUAUACGGCUUUUUGAUGAUACAUGUUUUAAUAGCAGCAACUAAAAUAAAAUAUGUGAUAUAUGAGAUUAGUAAACGUCUCUA